Messenger RNA from Volvox carteri f. nagariensis, 13860 nucleotides. RefSeq lists its product as uncharacterized. Lineage: Eukaryota; Viridiplantae; Chlorophyta; Chlorophyceae; Chlamydomonadales; Volvocaceae. The coding region runs from base 1 to 13860 and encodes 4619 amino acids. The transcript is spliced from 20 exons. The record is from RefSeq and is a predicted model, not a curated record.
AUGCACUUGUCCAGCAGUGAAGUGGUAAGCAUCGAAGGCCCUUUCAAGUCGGCUUAUCCUUACGCUGGACCCCCUGGCACGGCCGUAAAUCUUUACGGCGACACGACGUGGCGGUUGCAGUACUCUGACUGCCCAGCAAAGACGUGGGGCGAUAUAGACUGCGUGGGGAGCAUCACCUUUGGUGACUACCUCUGUCGCCAGGACCCUUCAACGAACGACACAGGAAUUACCUUUAAGUAUGGCACCCAGCGUUACGGUUCAAACCUGUACAUUCUCGGAUGCACUUUACCGACACCGGACGCAAAUAACAACCAGCCUGCAAUCGGCACUGCCAACAACUUGAACAUCUCAAUCCACUUUGAGGCAAGCAUGCGCGGAGGCAUGCCACGCCCGCUCCGGUACUCCUACCACUACACGACGGACGGGACGCCAUACCAGUUCCAGCUGUACCCCGAGGUGACAGGCUUGUCUCCUGCAGUGGGCUCCAACGCGGGUGGCACGCUGCUGCGCAUCAGCGGCCGUGGGUUUCCUGACCUUGGCUUGGGUCUUGGCGACACCGCCAACGUCUCCAUCUCGGGCGUCCCGUGUUCCGUGGUGAACAGCACGUACGAUACGAUUUUCUGUGUCACUGGUCCAAAGCCCGCCUAUACUUCGCUGGCCUCGAUCCCCGCCAAUGGCCUGUAUCCCGGCAUGCGCGGCGUGGAAUACGAGUUCUACAACAUGACGCAGACCAUUAGCUAUGGAGAUCUGUGGAGGCUGAAUAAGACCAUCUUGCUGAACAACACGUCUGGCAGCGGCUCUUACCGGACUAUCCUCAAAGGCGCAAUGGAAAGCAUCCAUUAUGAGACAUCAAAUCACUGCACCCGCCUCAAGGCAUUUUUCGUCGCUCCACGCACAUCAACCUACACAUUCUACCUGUCAGCUGACGAUUAUGGCCAGCUGAACGGGACUUUUGUCAACCAAACUGGAGUUGUUGUGACCAAGACGCUAAUCGAGCUCACGUCGUACACGUACCUCGACAACUAUGCUAUGCGGUCAACCCAGAAGGCGCUGCCACUGGCCCUUAUGGCCGACCAGCCUAUUUUGUUGGAGACAGCGCAUUGCAAUGUAUGGGGAAGCGGCGCGCUGCAAGUCGCUGUGCGCAUGGAGGUGCCUAAGCCCCAGGCGAAUUCCAUGGUGGAGCGUCAGACAAUUACUGUCAGCUCAGUCCUCGUUCCGCGCUCGUUGGCCAUCAAGUAUCUGUACGGUGCUGGCGCUGGUACGAUGGCGUUUACGGUGAACGUAAUAUCGACCGAUAACUCGAAGCUUGACAGCGCUUCCCUUGGCUUGGAGCUCACGUUCAAUUGCACGGUCGGGGCCCGGACUGUAGUGCUGCCACUGCUGGCGACUGGUCUGGAUAUGACCGCUCUGAUUGAGGUAGCGUUCGGCGGCAAGUACAGCCUGGGCAGCAAUGGCACCAGCUUUGGCGUUUACAAGGCCCGCACUCCGGGGCUGCUCACGGUGCAAAUCGGCAUUGAUGCAGGACGUGCUAGCACACUGGGCUUCACGGUCACUCUAGCGCGGCUCGUGGUGAUGCCCGCGCCUGCACCCUACACCUCCGUGUCGUGCGGUGGUGCAGCAAACAACCAAACCGCCCCGACACGCCAUCUUCUGGCCGCUACCACGGACGUGAACAUUUCUACCGGCGGUAUGGUAGUUAUCCUCGAGCAGUCGCGGCCCGUUACGGCAGUGAUCCCUGGCGGCUUUUUUCAGCUCCGCCUUGCUAACCACGCGGACGCUGUAGUUCUGUCGUAUGACACAAAUACCACCAUCAUGUGGUCCGCCAUCCGCAACCUGACGUCGUUAGACAAUAUCGUGGCGAUUAACAGCGUGCGACGUGAGGGCGCCUUCCUGGCGCGCGUAUGGAAUGUGACGUUUGCUAUCAGCGCCUUCAACAAUGUGCCGGACCUUGUGGUGGAAACCAAUGAUCGCACCCCUGAUGGCGUGGAAAUGGGCAUGGAAGUGCACAUCGCCAACCCGCCUGUAACCGGCACCUUUUGGGUAGCCUUCGGUGAGAAUUGUGGUUCCGUGGAGAUCGAUGUGACGGAUGUGUCAGAGGCGAUACGCCUCAAGUUAGCCAGCCUACCUGGCAUGGCGGCGCCGCAGAGUGUCGUGGUCUCCGGCGGACCAGCCUAUGGCUACACGUAUACCGUCUACUUUGACCCUAUCGGCAACCCCGGCGACCAACCAAUGCUUAAGGUGACAGACAUUUCCGGCCUCAGUGGCAUUGGUACCAACGCCAGCGUGGUUACGGAUGAGAAUGGUUCCACUGACGCCUUCUACGCGCCCAUCCCGACGGAGUUUCUGCGCCUGGCUGUUUCGCAACCCGGGACCAUCAACUUGCAAGUCAACGGCGUGCCAUCGGCUUGUGCGGAUGCAAGCGGCAUCUGUGGGUUUUUGUACUCUGAUGCUGCCACCCCACGCAUCACAGGCGUAUCACCAACUAGACUCGCAUUCAGCAGCCAGGCGAGCUUGCCCCUUACCAUUACUGGUUCUGGUUUCAGCAGUGGCCCCAGUGUGGAGGUCCGAGUGGGCACGGCGCUGUGCAAUGUGACAUCAGUCACUGCGACCCAGAUCACCUGCAACGUCCCAGACACGGCGCCUGCUGGCGUCCGGCUUGUUUCAGUGAACGUGGCUGGCCUGGGGUUCGCGGACGGCGCUCCAAAUGUCACACUGGAGACGCUCUACGUGACGGGCUCUGCACCCUCGCCGGCCGUACUGUCCUCCGCGGGCAUAUCGGUGCUGAACUUCACAGGCAAGGGUUUCGACUACGUUGAUUGCGCGAACAAUAAGUUCAGUAUUGCCAACGUGUCAUGCGGUGUCGUCGCCUGCGGCGCACAUUUCCUCACGGUGGCCUAUCACGGCAACGGCAACGCUGACGUGGCAUCUGCUAGUGUCACUGCGGAAGUGUAUGAAGAUAGUUCCAUGAUUGACUGGGAUAUACCGCCGAGCGUCCAAGUCCAGAUUUCCCAAUCUGCUUCAUCCAUCAGCGGCCUCUCUCCUGCUCACAUGCCUGGCUGUGGGGGCGUGAUUACAUUGUCUCUAACGGGAACAACUGCCAGCCAGGUGACGUCGGUGUUCAUGGUGCCUUUCAUCUCCUCCUUGCUUAACUAUACCGAGGCGUCGGCAGCUUACAAGGCCCGCGUGGCAUGCACUGACGUCACAGCAGGCAGCUCAGGCACCUUGACCUGCACAAGCCCGGCCUUGCGCAGUGGCCGCUACCACACCCUUGCUGUUCUCUCCUCGGGCUUGCAGCUAUUGUCGACCGAUACCAUCCUUUUCGAGCUCUUCAUCACCAGCGUCUCACCCAAUCUGGGAAGCAUUGGUGGCGGCACCCUCGUAACCAUCACAGGUUCGGGUUUCAGUCCACUAGUUGCGGCCAACGCUGUAUUCAUGGCAGUACCCGUGUCCAGCACUUUCCUCAACGGGAUCAUCGAGUGUGUGACGGAGUCGGUUACAACUACGACACUCACAUGCAGAACCCUCCCCAGCAUGGCUGCUAACGCCGAUGCGGAUGACCCGAGGGCUACCAAAGUCAUGCCUGUCGCCACGCAGCCGAGGCUCGUGUCGGUUGUGAUUUGCGACCCUGGCUAUAACACAACAAUCCUGAGGGGCUACUGCUGGUCACUACCCGAGACACCACGUGCUAACUGCGCGGCAAGCGACGCCUCACUAUGCAGCUUUGGGUACGUUGGUGGUGCGUUGGGUUACGUUCAUUGCUUGUCACCCGGCAAUUUUUUGCUGUCCCAGGCUAUCUCACCCAGCCGCGGUUACUACGGUCACAGCGUCAAUUUAGGUGGAACGUACAUGGAUGAUGUUAUAAAUGUGCAAUUCCUUCAGGACAAUGUCGUCAAAGGACUGGGAAGCAGAGUGUCUGCUGGGUACAGUGGCGUGACGUGUCUCGUGCCCGACCUGCUCCCCGGUGUUUACAAGGUUUUAUUGCUGAAGGCCAAUGGCGAGAUGUCCGUGGACCCGUAUAAAAUCGGUAUAUUCACGUACCAUGCGGUCAUCGCGGGCUUGGAGAACGACGUCGGGUCUCUAACGGGGGGGCUGCAGUUGGGCAUUACGGUUGGUGGUGCAGGCCUGGCGGAGAGCGCCGGCGACAAUCAGGUCACAAUCGCAGGCUUGACGUGCCCAAUUUUAUCCAAGGAGAACCGCACGCACCUCACAUGUCAGGCGCCGGGCAUAAAUGGUUACGUGUAUGCCGAGUACUGGAACCUAGGCUACAACACAAACUCAAUGCCGGACAUCAUCAGCUUUACAGAUCCUCUCGUCGCACGCCUGGAGAAGGGGUUGGAUCUCGCGUGGAAUGGCAGCUCCCCGGUCCCAGGCACCAUUCAGUCGGACUACUUCGCGGCCCGCUUCACUUUUUACUAUCAGAUAGCCCAAACGGAGAAUGUGACGUUCCGAUUGGAUUCAGACGACGAGUCCCGCCUGUACGUGGACGAGCAGCUGAUCGGCUCUUGCUGGAAUAACCUUAACGUGUCCUUGGCGGCCGGGGUGCACAAGAUUGUCACCACGUUCGUCGAGUACUCGGGCUGGGCAACAGUGAAGUUACGAGUGAUGCUCACCCGGGCUGAUGGCACAAUGGGACCACUGUCUACUGUGGAAUGGCAGAAGGUCACGCCUGUGCCACCUGGCGAAGCUUUGCCGGUGGAGCUAACGGUCAGUGGAGUGUCCUCGGACAAGUGGUGCCCCACUUCAACCAAGAUUCUGCAGCUUCCAGGCCAGCCAGCACUGUCGUGGGAACCUCCGCAGGUUACGGUGCCUUAUGGGACUUGCGGCUACAUUUACUCUACGUACCGAACGCCGUCACUGUCGAUAUUGAGCGGGAUCACGUACAGUGGCAUCAUGCAGCCCACCUUUAACAGCACCAACACAACCUUGAGCAUCUUUGGCAAUUUCCUGACGGACCCAAGCCUACCCGCCGCGUCCCAGAUCAGCGUCACUCUGGCCAACCGGCUGUGCAGCAUUGUUGGUGUCGCACCGGUGACGGUCAACGGCACCAACACAACCAAUAUCAACUGCACGGCGCCCGCCUUGCCGGCUGGGCAGUGGCCUGUUAGCAUUAUGGUUGAGGGCCUGGGUCUUACACGCCCCACAGCGACAGCUGCGACGGACUUGCCAAUCGUGACCUAUACGGUCAGGGUUCUUAAUUACACCUUCAACAACCCCAACUCCAAGUGCUAUUUCUCCCUGUUUGGUGGCGGCACCUUCAACAUCACCGGGUAUGGGUUUGUGAAGGACUUGGUCGAUACGACACUUCAAGUCAACAUGACGGCUGCUUGGGAAACCGUCUUUUGUGGCUCAGGCUUUUCGAACUCGCCACCGUGCCAGGCUGUCAACUCGUCACGCCUGAAUCUUGUGCCGCUGGCAAGCGACGGCUUCACUGCAUCAUUUGGGCUGACACGCUUCAAGGUGCCUAAUCCUGAAGCCUUUGCCGGUAACAACAGUAUCAGCGGAGUCAACUUGCGGUAUAAGCCGCGGGUGUAUUACACGAGCAACGGCACAUACGCUGCGACUGCGGGCGCUGAGCUCCUCUACUUUUGUGGUGGCCGCACGCCCGCCCUGUCUGGCGUGACGCCGUUAUCUGCACCACCCGACGCUGGUGCAACCCUGUCGCUGACCUGGUACUUAUCGGGAGUUGGCACGCUAAACAACAUUAUCACGGCACCGGCUGCCAAGAACGGCGCCAGCAAUGCCACGGUUGAGUUUGAGGUCGGGCCGACGGUGCUUCCCUGCCGCAACCCAGUUGUCACGGAUUUCAACAUCACCAGCACCACCUAUCGCGAGGCGAUUUCCUGCACCAUGCCUGCUUACAUGCCGGCCGCGACGUAUACGCUAUGGCUGUGCAUCCAGCCUUUUGGCUGCGGUCUUUUGCCUGCUUACACUGUACCCCUGACCAUCACUGCUAUGUCUGCAACUACUGGCGGGAGUGCUGGUGGUAUUACCGUGGUCAUUACCGGCAAGGGGUUCGAUACCAACACCACGCUUGUAUCGGUGCGCUUUGGCAACAGCACAUGCAAGGUUAUCAGCAGCGCCACUACAUCGCUGACCUGCGUUACCGGUCCCCUGGACACCAAGCCAGUGAGCCCAGUGACGUGGCCGUUGUCAAUUACGCCCACUGCCGGCACCAACGAGACCACCCUGUCGAGCUUCACUUUCACUUUUGACCCAGCCCUAGAGUCGACAGUGAGCGGCAUUGUCCCGGCGCGCGGCUCCACUGAAGGUGGCACACCCGUCACUAUUACGGGCGCAGACUUCCGUACCGGCGUGAGCACCACUGUCAGCAUUGGCGAUGUCGCUUGCCAGUCGGUUGUGGUCGUCAACAGCACCGCCAUCACCUGCACUACCGGUAAGCCGCCCAACAGCAUCCUUCGAGUUCCGCUGCCGGUGACGGUGCUGCAGCAGGGCCGUGGCUAUGCACGCAGCUCGGCUCAGUACCAGUACAUCGACGUGUGGAGCCGCAACAGCACGUGGGGUGGUGGACCCCUGCCCGGCUACGAGGACUCGGUCGUAAUUCCAGCUGGCGUGACGGUCCUCCUGGAUAUCAGCCCGCCGAAACUUUAUGUGAUUGUCUUGGAAGGCAACCUAGUUUUUGAUGAUACCAAGGACUACAUUAACCUGCAGGCUCACUACAUCAUUGUUAAGGGGGGCAAUUUCACCAUUGGUAGCGCAGAGAAGCCCUACCCCGGCCGCGCCAACAUCACCAUGCAUGGCAUGCCUAAUAGCCUGGAUCUGCCGCAGUAUGGCGCCAAAGCGCUGGGUGUCCGGACCGGCAUCGUGUCAUGGUAUGGACAGCCCAAGAUCCCGCAUUACACCAAGCUGAGCCAGACGGCAAACCCAGGAGAUACCAGCAUUGUCGUCAACGGAGCCAUAAAUUGGCAGGUUGGCGACCGCAUCGUCAUCGCCAGCAGCAGCUUCUUGCCUUAUGAGGUGGACGAGUCAACCAUCACAGCCCUGGAUAACACGACUGUUCCCAGCUGCACCGUCAUUUCCUUGGAUGUGCCGCUGAAGUAUACACACAUUGGCGAAAUUCAUAGCCAGGAAGAUGUUGCAAGGCCUCUGGACAUGCGCGCUGAGGUGGCGGUGCUCACACGCAACAUCGUGUUGCAGGGGGAUUACACUAGUGCCAAGUAUCAGUACGGUGUGCAAGUGAUGGUGAAUACGCCGUCCUACCUACCUAAGGGCGUGGUGCGUUUUGACAACAUUGAGAUCACGCAGUCCGGCCAGGCUUUCCGCCUGGGACGCUACUCCAUGCACUGGCACCUCAUGGGAGACAUGGCAUGGCAGACAUGGGUUCGUGGCUGCGCUAUCCACCACACAUACAACCGUGCUAUCACCGUGCACGGCACGCACCGCGCCAUCAUCCAGAACGUCACGGCGUACCAUACCAUGGGGCACACGUUCUUCCUGGAGGACGGUAUCGAGUCGAGCAACCUGAUUGAAGGCACCUUGGCUAUUUACGUUAGAGUGUCGGAUGCGCUACUUAACACGGACACGACACCAGGCGCCUUUUGGAUCACUAAUCCCAACAACACCGUGCGUAACAAUGUGGCCGUCGGCUCCCAUGGCUACGGCUUCUGGUAUCGCAUGCUGGACUACCCCGACGGCCCUUCUGCAACUACGACCAUCUGCCCCAAGUUCACGCCUCUAUUGGAGUUCACCAACAACACCGCCCACUCGAACCAGUUUUAUGGACUGCGUAUCCACCCAGAGUUCUACCCGCGUAACGUACCCUGCACGGGCUUUAGCGGCAUUUUCCAGCAGGUUCCCGCGGUAUUUAAUGGGCUUGUGGCCUACAAAAAUGGUGUCAAAGGCGUCGUGGCUGGGCAGGUGGGCCUUGUCCAGUUCGUCAACAUGGUACUGGGCGAUAACGGCGGCGGCCCCAAGCAGCAUUCAAUUAGCGGCAAGGACAACGGCGCCUCCAUGGAGAUUUCAUGGGUGGUGGACGACCGCAAUCGCUACGACGUUAAGCUCGCCGAGAUGGCAGGCUUUCAAAACUGCACCAUUUACGCGCAAACCAGCACGGGCAUGCAAGGCACAGCAGGCCAGUGGCCAUCCAGCCGCCGUAUUACGGCCAUCAUCUCGCAGAGUCCCGUGCAGGGCGAUUCCAAGCAUUCUGCUCUUAUGAGUAUGAUUAACAUGACGUACGUGGAUUUCACCGCCGACAAACCUGGCUUUUCGGUGUUGGAGGCGUGUGGCAAAUGCAAAACCUACCAGGGUGGUGCUACCACCUUCACCGCUAAUACAACCUUCAUACAGAGCGAUGGCACCAAGCCAGUGCUAUCGUUAUGGAGCUGGGGCCACCAAGGCAUUUUCCUUGACACGGAUGGAACCAUGCUUAACGCCAAAUCGCUGCCUGAUUCACUGUUGCCCGACCCGUUUGGUAAUUGGACGCUGGGUCCCGGCGCCACCUGGCACUCUGCCGUUGAGAACGAUUUGUUUGACCCCAAGGAGUGUGUCUAUGUGCGGGACAUGUUUACGAGCAACAACGGAGCAUAUUGCAGCCCCGCUUUGACAUUCCGCCGCGUUAUGCUUCAUAACCACGGCCCAGAGGCGCUUAAGUAUAAGAACCUGAACGUAGUGUCGCUGGCCACCAACCGCACCUCGGUCGUGCAUUUCUCGGGUUACAAUGAGGACGGCUACCAGUUCACCACCGCCACCAACCGUAAUUAUUGGCUUACCUGGGACAUGGUGUUAUACCGCUUGGACCCCGAAUAUUACCAGCUGCACAAGAUGGACCUUAUGAAUGGCUCGGACUUUGUGUAUUAUAGCAGCAAGUAUAUCCAGGUCAAGGACCACUUCACUGUCAACAACGCCCUGAGCAACCGCACUGCGGUUCCUCUUGCUCUGCCCAACACAACUCAUGGUGACUCCUUUUACAACAAGACCUUCAACCAGAAUUCUUGGUGGUGGAGCAAUCGCACCUAUAACGACACCAAAUUUACUAUUUUUCUUAAUGGCCGUAUUGACGGUGGUCUUUACGUCCAGUCCUAUACGUGCCCCGACACGGGGUGCACCGAUUUGCCAGAGGUCGUCGUGGACGUCCGCGACGGCACAUUGUACUGGUCUAACACGAGCACCUGGAACACGAGCGCCGUGAACAACUUCCGCAAACCAGUAGCUGGCGACAAUGUGACCAUUCCGUACGGCUGGGACCUGGUCAUUGACGAGUCACCACCGCCGCUGCUGGCGCUGACCGUUCAGGGCAACUUACGCUUUGACACCACGCGGGACAUCAACCUGACCGCUACCUAUAUUAUUGUCAUGGGCCAGGGUGUGCUGAGCGCUGGCAGCGCCACGGAGCCGCACCCCGCCAAGGCCACUAUUCGGCUGAAGGGUGCUCGCGACACACCCGACUAUGGCAUUGAUAAUAACCUUAACUUGGGCUCCAAGGUGCUGGCAGCUCUUUCAGGAGGCACAAUCAACCUGUACGGCCGACAGGUGGCAAAGCGCUGGCUCCGUCUCGGCAGCCGUGCCUCACCCGGGGACAUCACCAUCACCAUGUCGGACCCCAAUCACGGCUGGAGUGUCGGUGAUAAGAUCCUGAUCAGCUCCACCUCAUUCAGCUGGAAGCAGAGUGAGAUCCGCACAAUUGCCAGCGUCCUCAAGAACGGCUCCCAGCUGCUGCUGGACUCGCCGCUGGCCCACCCCCAUGGGGCGCGGGUCAAAGCUUAUCCCGGCGGCCCCACCGUGGAUAUGCGCGCGGAGGUUGGCCUGGUCUCUUCCAACGUCCUCAUUACUGCGGAUGAUGGCGAGAGUACCCACUCGUACAAUGGAGAAAUGUUCGGUGCACGCGUAGUGGUUUCGGGCAACUCCACAGGCCGCUUUGACAACAUCGCCAUGGAGUACUGUGGCCAAGGCGGCCUCUCAAACCGUUCGUGCAUCUUCUAUGACCGGAUGGCUUCCGUAAAGUUAUUUAACAAAGACAACAUCACCAACACAACAUCACAGGUUACGGUCCCGAACCCCAGCUUCCUGAAGAACAGUGCAUUGGUUUGGGGCAUGCAGUCCAACGUGCGUAUCGGUGGCGAACCAGAGCAAGCAGACCCUGUCAGUAUCACCAACAACGUCAUGUAUGAAGCCCUCGACAUUCAUAGCGUGGAGGUUUACACCACGCAAAAUAUCAUCCGCGGGAACUUGGUAAUCGGCACGAUCAAGGACAUGUCGGGCAAGAGCGUGUUUGACAUCGCCAUGCCAUCGUCCUUCUUCAUUUCGAACGCUUCGAACUGGGUAACGGACAACGUGGCCGCCGGGGCGGAGCGCUAUGGCUACACGUACUUCGGCAUCCCGUGCGGCGCCAAUUUCACGACUGGGGUGUUCCGCAACAACACCGCUCACGGUUGCCUGGCGGGCCUAUGGCUGCAAGCCAGCAGCGACUCGAGCCGCGAGGGUUGCACGGUUUUGCGCAACUUCACCACGUACAUGAAUUGGGACUUUGGCAUCAUCUCGACGCGCGGCAUCACCACGAAUGUUGUACUGGAAGACGUCAACGUCCUGGACAACAAGCACGCAGGGAUCCACCUGAUGUAUAAGGGUGGCCUGACCGAUAAUGGCGCCAUGUGGUGGUAUGGUGGCCUUAUUGCGGGUCAGUCGAGCGACGACGUCUGCUCCGUCUGCACCACAUUGUCGGAUCCCGGCUGCCACCCUAAGAUGUCCAUCCAGUCGUUCAACCAGUAUGAGCCCUUCUCGCCAGCGGUGGGCCUGCAGGCGUCACAAUUUGCGAUUAAUUUCUACGAUGGGCCUGAGAAGAAGCCGUGGGAUAAGGCGAAGAGCUACGCCAUUGUGCAUGGCAUGUUCAACAUCACAGGUGUCACACUGGCGGACUUCCUGGGCCCCGGGGGAUGUGGUGGCGCGCAGACGGGGACGUAUGCCCUGGCCAACCAGCCCAAGGCCCCGGAGACGUUCUAUCCACACUUCUUUUCCAACAUGAAUGUCGUGAAUGUGACCAAAGGGCCCAGCCAGGGCAUGUUCUAUCACACCGGACCUGAUCCCGGUUGGCGUGGCGAGCUCUGCGGUGAGGCGAACUACACGCGCGAGGAUGGUAGUGUGAUUAUGCUCACCUGCGCCGGUCCCAACCACGUUCAUUGGCGCGACCUGGAUGGUUCGCUUUUGGGAGAUGUGGGCAGCGUGUCCGGCUACUUCCAAGACGGCCCGCGUGUUUUCCCCAUGGAGCAGGGCACGCCCGUUGUACCGGGGCCAUGCACAUAUGAUCCCAUACUCAGGUCGUACGGCUGCGUCCAGGGCUCAUCCUCGUUCUUAUUGGAUGCUCCCAUGAAGCCUAAGCCCAUACCGGCUGACGGAAUUUGGGGUGAUCCACAGUAUUUUGUGCUCGAGAGCCGUGACAAAGACAGCGAGGAUCGCAACUUUGGCCCUGUAUUCUUCAACGUGUCUGGAUCAAUCGACCUGGUGACGGUGCAGAUGGAUCACGGCUGCUGCUUUACAUACAAGUGCCAGAAACGUCUGUCGACCUUUGCUACUUACGUACCCAGCGGCCAGACAGUGUACAUUAACUUCACAGGCACGCCUUCGCAAAUCUUCCGUCUAUGGCUCCCGUACGCUGAUCCGGACAAGGAAAUUGUCGUGGUAAUCAAUUACCUUUACACUAUGAACCGUCGCUUUGUGGUCCUGCCGGGUGGCGUGUCUAACGUUACGGGUCGCAUCCCGCCCGAGGCAUCAGCGCCCACGAUUGGCGACGGGAAGGGCCACGGCGCGUACUACUGGGACCAGUUUAACACGCUCAUGCAUGUAAAGAUGACGGGCGGCAAGCAUCUGGAAAUCCGGACAGAGAAUGCGGUGCAGAUCUCCCAAUCGUUCGCGCUCACGGUGGACCAGUUUUAUGAUAUCAAGGAGUUGUUCCUGAAGAACCUUGCCUACGCCAUGAACAUUUCGAUGGACCGUAUCUAUAUUGUGAAGGUGGUGCCGGGCACGGUCACCGCUACCAUUGCUAUAGCGCCUGCGGUGCAGGAUGUUUCUGAGCUCACUAUUGCCGAUGCCCUCGACGCGGGUGACCCACUUCCGACAGUGCUGCCGCCCGCCGAGCCACCUGUAGUCCUGACUGACGAGGACAAGAUAAAUCUGGCCUCCAUGGGUGACAAUGCACCGCAGAAUUUAACAUGGAGCACCCUGCUCGUGUUGCGGCAACUGUGGGCGCUGUUUGACACGUACACAUCGGUGGUAAAUUCAGUCGCUCAAGGCACCCCCGGUUUGGAAGGGGUUGUGCUGGGAGCGCCGACGGCGUACAUACCGAGUCUUGAAACGCUAGAGCAAAUGUUUCCGAACACAACAAUACCGUCUUCUACUCCUAGUUCCCCGCCGCCUUCAUCGCCGAGCCAGGGUGAAGUAAUUCCCGUCGAAAAUAGUGGCAAUGCAGGAAGCACAGGUAGUAAUACAGGCAGUAACACUGGCAGCACUGGUGGCAGUGGCGCGGGCGCGGGUUCGAAUAAUGGCGACGACAAAGCUGGGAUGAUCGCUGGAGCUGUUCUCGGCGGCGUCUUCGGUGCCUGCCUAAUUGCAGGUGCCGUGAUGUUUGCCAUUAUUGCGGCGCAACGCCGCAAGGCCAAGCGCCUGCGGCCCGUAUCUCCGGCGCGCAGUACAGGUGCACAACCGGAAAGUGCCGCGCUCCCUGAGUUGCCCCCACGCCGCAACUCAAGCCAGGGCGGCGGCAGCCAGAGCGGCGUACGUGAGGCUUUUACAGCAGGCCAUUCCACCGGUCCAGGCGCCGUCUCGGAGCGCGAGCGGCGGCCCACAGUCUCGGCGGAACUGGACGCCGAGCGCCCCAUGUCGGCGCGGGCAGUGGCACACAUUUCAGCAUUAAAUGCACCAUUACCGUCUGCUGGUUCAGCGACAUGCUCUCUCGCUGCAGGAUAUGUAGCGCCAUCAGAGCCGGAGGUCAUUCGGCCAUUGGUUUCGGCAAACAAACAGCCCCACACCAGCUCACCCGUGGUGCUGCCGACGUUCCCACAACUAGGAUCGCCGAAGACUGCAAACACGGCCGGAGAUGGGAAGCCUGACCGUCGCUCUUCUAUGGGCGAAUCGGUGACUAAGACGCCGGCGGAGCUGCAGCGCCUUGACAGCCUGACGCGAAACUCAGCGCCUCACAAAUGGGAGAGCGACAUGGCUCCGCCGGUGGUCAUGGGCCGUUUGUCGCAAAGCAUCACAGCCGUUCGACCCGCUAGUGGGGCCCACCCCGGCAGCGGCCUCCCCGAGACUUCACCGUUGGACAGUUCCCGAACCAACGCAGCCCGGCCGGGCAGCGCCCGUCCCGGAUUUACAUUAUUGGUAUCGGAUGUUGAGCCAUCGGGCGUAACUAUAGCGGCAGAGCAGGCUAUGCCAUUUGAAGCGGAUACACAGGUGGUUGCCGGCAUGGAGACCCCGGUCGUGCGUGCACUGGAGACCCAGGAGUCAUGGCGCCCCAAGUCUCGCGCAGCAACCGGCUCGCGCCCUCCCAGCGGAGGUGUCCCCCACGCUGCUGCACCAGAGGACCAGGCCCCAGUCCAGGGCGUCGGAGGCAGCACAGCGGACCUGUCGCCCGGCUUCCCAAUCUCACCACCGCAGGAGGUAUACCGCCGUACAUCGUCCCCGCGUCAGCCGACUAUGAUGCUGCCGGGUGGUAUGAUGGAGUUUUCAGCAUCGCCAUCACUACUGCGCAGUGAGGUAGCCGCGAUGAUUGUGGCUGCAGGGAGCAACCAAGGCUUGGACAGUGUUGCGGCCGCAGUAAUGCAGGAGGAUCAGCAGCAGGGCAGCCCCCAUGCUGCCCGCACCCCGGCGGGGUUGCGGAGCGAUAGCAUGCGCUGGCAGGGCGGAGAGCAAAGCUGA